AUUUUUUCUGGAUCCUACCUAUCACUCUUCUUCUGCUUCGACGGAAAAGGAAAAAAAAAACCUUAAAAAUCCUCUGAAUCGACAUUUCUUGCUUCAGAUUAUUUUCUCCUGCGAUCGGAUCCUCCAUUUUAAGGGAACUGAAGAAGCAACAGGUUGUUUGCCAAAAACACAAAGCAAAGCAGGCACUAUCUAGAUGACCCUGUAACGAUGGCUUCAACGAAUGUCCCUGAUGAGAACGAGUCCAUUGGACAUACUUCUGUGACCUUACCUGAGAUUCUGACUUCUUCUGACUUCCAAGAGAAUCUUGCAGCCUUGGGAGAUCAGGUUUAUGACAUGGAGAUGCCUCAGGCUCCUGAUGAAGCUGCCUUCACCGAGUUACCUUUGAAUGUAGAGGAAGUUUUGGUUAGAGAAGAAAGUAGUAGAACAAGUCAUGAUGAUGAUGCUACUUUUCACCCUGUCUCUGGAUUAGACAUUCAAGGUUCUGCUAGAUCAGAUCAGGGUGCUCAAGGUACACGUUCUACGCAAGCAGCUUCUUCAGUUAACCAAUCAGAGGUUGUUCCUCCUAACAUCUCAUCUGGCGGAUCAACAGUCAAUGAUCAAAUGGGACAGUCUCUUCAGAUGCAUAUGUUCAGCAACCCAUAUGAUUACGAGCUGGAGAGGCUGCGCAGAGAAGAAGAGAGCUUAAAUAAGAACUUUGAAGAAACGACGUCAGCUCUGAUGGCUGAGCUCGAGAAAGAGAUGGCUGAACUAAGGAGCAAGUACGAGAAGGAAUCUCAAGAGUUAGAUGCUGCUUAUAACGCCAAAGUGAUGGAGGCAGAAGCCAAUAAGAGUUUAGUUGAAAUGAGCAGUCUAUUGGGGAAUGCUUUCAUGUCUAAAUGUACAGAAAGGAGUGAAUCCAUUGAUCUUGGAGCUUUAAGAGCAGCUAUAGUCUCUCAAUAUUCAGUUCAGGAGCAGCAAGCAGUGCAAACAAACACAGAUAUGAAUUCAACGUCUCUUCCUGGACCUUCAGUCACAUCUGAACCAACACGGAUAUCUCAGGAAGCAGCAGUGCAAGCAAACACAGAUAUGAAUCCAACUUCUUCUCCUCAACCUUCAGUCAUUGCUGCAGAAACUCCAAUCUCAGACCCGUCAGGUCCACUUUCUCAUUUCCCGCCCUGCACCACAUCUCAACCAACACCGAGGUCUCAGGCUCAGCAAGCGCAUAUUUAUCCAACCACUCCUCCUAGGCCUUCAGUCACAGCUGCAGAGAAUCCAAUCUCAAACCUGUCAGGUCCACUUUCUCAUUUACCGCUCUGCACCACGCCUCAUUUAACACUGAUAUCUCAACAAGCAGCAGUACAAGUUAACACACAUGUGAAUUCAACCACUCCUCCUUCUCGGCCUUCAGUCACAGCUGCAGAGACUCCAAUCCCAAACCCAUCAGAUCCACUUUCUCAUUUAUCGCCCUGCACCACUUCUGAACCAACACUGAUAUCUCAGGAAGGAGCAGUACAAGCUAAGACACUUAUGAAUCCAACGUCUCCUCCUGGACCUUCAGUCUCAUCAGCAGAAACUCCAGUCUCAAACCAGUCAGGUCCACUUUCUCAUUCACUAAGCUGCACCACAACUCAACCAACACCAACAUCUCAGCAAGCAGCAGUACAACCUCCUCCUCAACCUUCAGUCACAGCAGAAGAAACUCCAAUCCCAAACCUAUCAGGUCCUCUUUCUCAUUUCCCAAGCUGCUCCACGUCUCAAUCAACACCGGUAUCUCAGCAAGGAGUACAAACAAACACACAUAUGAAUACAACUGCUCCUCCUCAACCUUCAGUCACUGCUGCAGAAACUCCAAUCUCAGACCCGUCAGGUCCUCUUUCGCCUUUCCCAAGCUGCUCCACGACUCAACCAACACCGAUAUCUCAGCAAGCAGCAGUACAAGCAAACACGCAUAUGAAUCCAACCUCUCCUCCUCAACCUUCAGUCACAGCUGCAGAGGUUCCAAUGCCAAAUCUGUCAGGUCCACUUUCUCCUUCCCCGAGCUGCACCACGUCUCAACCAACACCGGUAUCUCAGCAAGAAGUACAAACAGACAAACAUAUGAAUACAACUUCUCCUCCUCUACCUUCUGUCACAGCAGCAGAACCUCCGAUCCCAAACCUGUCAUGUCCACUUUCUCAUUCAACACGCUGCACCACAUCUCAACCAACACCGACAUCUCAACAAGCAGCAGUACAACCUCCUCCUCAACCUUCAGUCACAGCUGCAGAGAGUCCAAUCCCAAACCUGUCAGGUCCACUUUCUCAUUCACCACGCAGCACAACGUCUCAACCAACACCAACAUCUCAGCAAGAAGUACAAGCAAACACACCUAAGAUUACAACUUCUCCUCCUCGACCUUCAGCCACAGCAGCAGAAACUCCAACCCCAAAUCAGUCAGGUCCUCUUUCGCAUCUCCCAGGCCGCACCAAGACUCGACCAACACCAACAUCUCAGCAAGCAGCAAAAGCAAACACUAAAACGCAUGUGAGUUCAACCGCUCCUCCUCCACCUUCAGCUACAGAAGCAGAAACUCCAAACCCAAAUCAGUCAGGUCCUCUUUCGCAUCUCCCAAGCCGCACCAAGACUCAACCAAGACCGAAACCUCAGCAAGCAGCAGCACAAUCAAACAAACAUUUGAACUCAACGGCACGUUCUGGACCCCAAGUCACAUCGAAAGCUCUUUCUUUGCAUUCACCGAGCUCUAACACGGCUCAGCCAAGACCACCGCCUGUAAUCUCCAACAUUACUCCAACUUCUCCACCUGUGCACGGUGUAGUGCGUGCCCCGGCGCCUCAUCUAAAGCCAUUUCGACCAUCUAACACUCCAAACUCUGCUCCUGCUUUAACAACACACCCAAGUAGGUUGGUUCAAGAAAAGGGACAGCAACAAGGGAAGUCAAAAGGUGGCUUGGUCUAUCCUUCAGAUGACGACGACUGACAAAUCACUGGAGAAUCAGUAUAUAAUUAUAUAUGAUAUGUUUUUUUUUUGUAGAUUCUCUUAAGUUAUUAUGGCCUUUAAAACUUUUUGUUAUGGAAUUUAUAUAUAAAAAACAAGAAAGGUGAAAAGAAUCACAAGUAGUUA
This is a messenger RNA of Eutrema salsugineum, 3099 nucleotides long. RefSeq names its product proteoglycan 4. The coding region runs from base 208 to 2955 and encodes 915 amino acids. The record is from RefSeq and is a predicted model, not a curated record. The transcript is spliced from 6 exons. Lineage: Eukaryota; Viridiplantae; Streptophyta; Magnoliopsida; Brassicales; Brassicaceae. Gene Ontology annotation, biological process: heterochromatin formation.